Molecule: messenger RNA, 2448 nt
Organism: Penicillium manginii
Lineage: Eukaryota; Fungi; Ascomycota; Eurotiomycetes; Eurotiales; Aspergillaceae
Exons: 5
Coding region: 1-2448 (815 amino acids)
Molecular function (GO): carbohydrate binding; oxidoreductase activity
Source: RefSeq, a predicted model, not a curated record
AUGUCUGCACCCGACCACAAGUACUAUCCCAUCACCGGUGUUCCGGUCGGAGAUCUUGACCUUCCAAGCAUCGGAUUCGAUACCCCGGUUCCCAUCCGUCAGAAUAUCGACACAUGGAGCAAAGACCCUGAUAAUCUGAAGCAAGUUCAGUUGUUUGUGUUGGGUCUAGAUCGCUACCAGAAGAUCGACCCCUCGGAUCGGGAUUCAUACUUCCAGGCUGCAGGAAUUCAUGGACAACCUAAUGUACUAUGGGAUGAGCCCAUUGACCCAAAGGAGGCAGAGGGCAAGGGAUACUGUACUCACAACAACAUCCUGUUUCCAAUCUGGCAUCGUGCUUAUUUGGCUCUCUACGAGCAACGUAUCUAUGAGUGCAUGCUUGAAAUUAUCCCCAAUUUCCCCGAGGAGGAUCGCGAAGAUUGGACUGAACUUGCUCAACAAUGGCGUCUCCCUUUCUGGGACUUCGGUGCUCAGUUCACGGUUCCCGAGCUGUGCAAGUAUCCCACCAUUGCUGUUCCAACCUUCGACGGCAAGGAUACUACGUACAAUAUUCCCAACCCGCUCUUCCAGUUCCGCAUGCCAAACCACAAGCCUAUGGGCUGCGCCGGUGUGGUGGACUUUGUGACCGAGUGGGAUCACGAUGCCAAGCAGAAGCUUUAUUUCAGCGAAUGUAUUGCAACCAGUCGCCAGCCUGAAGAGGGCGAUAAUGCCUCAGGUACAGCGACAUGGAAAUAUGGUGUGGUCAACAACUCAAAGGUGCGAGACGCUUUGACGGCCCCUAAGUGGGACGGAGGAGGAGAGUAUGGCCAUGCUUCUGAGAUGGUUCACCGUCUACUCAAUGUUGAAAUGGACUACCUCACCUUUGCUACAACUGGCCUGCAAGAGGGUGACCACCCCGUCGAAAAGGAUCUUAAUCUGGAGUAUAUUCAUAAUAACAUUCACGGUUGGGUUGGAGGUGAACACAUGGGUCAUAUGUCUCAGAUCCCCAUGGCGGCUUUCGAUCCCUCGUUCUGGCUCCUCCAUUGUAACGCUGAUCGUCUCUUUGCCUUGUGGCAAGCCAAAAACCCGGACAAGUGGUUCACCUCCUCCAAGGUCAAUGAAUUCCUACAAGAUGCUAUCGGUCUACCUGAGGGUUCCGAAAUUACUCCCGAGACUGGUCUGCGACCGUUUCACAAGGAUGUUGGGGGAACUCUCAUGGUUUCUUCCGACGUUCGUUAUCCUUUUAAGACUGGUCACACAUAUCCGGAGUUGCAGACGUGGAAGUACGAGCAGCCAGGCUACGACAACAAGAAAUUCCAAGCAGAUCUCCAGACGACCAUCAAUGAUCUAUAUGGAGUCUCAAGAAAAACCUUGCUUGAUGCUGGCUCUAGCUUGGCAGGUGUCGAGGUCCUGCAGGACAGCUGUAAAGCACUUGACUUCUCUUUCAGUGUUCGCUUCCGCAAGUACGCUUUUGGUGGUGAUCCUUUCUGGGUUCGAAUCUACUUGUCUCAGGAUGGAACUAAACAGACCCCCUCUACUGACCUGCUAACUGAAGUUUACAACUUCAGUCAGAGACCACAAGACGCGGCAGGAAAGCUUGCAUGUGCCAACUGCAAGGGUAACGAUAAGAAUGGCCUGAAGGUGAACGCCAAUAUCUCCAUCACGCCGGUGCUUCUCAGCCUAGCCAAGACUGGCAGGGACUUGCUCAGUCUUAAGAAGCCCGAUGUUCUCAAGUUCCUCCAAGAAAGAGUUUACUGGAGAGUGACUCGAGGAGGCGAGGAAGUACCUUCGUAUGAACUUGACCCUCUUGAUCUCGAGAUCAUCGGAGCCACCAACGACACGACCGUUUUCCAAGAUGCGAGCAAGCCUCCUCUCUUGGAAAACUUUGCGAAGGAACCCACGAUCUCCGGAGGAAAGGACGGUGCUCUUAGCCCACACCUGAAGCAGCCCAUCGCUGUGCCCCCUCCUGCCGUCCCUAAGAUCCCUAAGGCUUCUCUCAAGGUCAACACUAACAGGACAUUCAAGGAGUCUGUCAAGGCCGAUGCUGUCGUCUUGAUUGACUCAACUAGCUUGAACUUGACUCCUGCGAAGACCAAGGGCAUUGACAACACCCAGUUUUACUUCACCGACGGCAAGAAGGGUGAAGGAAACAUCCUGUUCCUGCUUUCCAUCCGCCGUGCUGAGAACGCCAUCGUCUUCAACUCUAGGAUUGACGGCAACUGGGGUAAGGAAGCUCGUGUCAGUCUCGAAGGCCGAUUCCGGACUGAUAAGCCAUCUAUCCUUGUCCACGAUCAGGGCGAUGGUUACGAAGUGUUCAUCGAUUGGAAGCACGUAUUCUGGUUCGAAAAGCGAGCCAAGGACAAGGUCGCAGAAUCGAUUGCGUACACUGUCAACAAUGGCCAGAAGUCUGUUUGGUCGGCUGGUCUGAACGUCAAGGUCUAUUCUUCGAUGGCGUCUCUCUUCAAUCACUAG